Messenger RNA from Solanum verrucosum, 552 nucleotides. RefSeq names its product succinate dehydrogenase assembly factor 1, mitochondrial. The transcript has a single exon. The coding region runs from base 31 to 333 and encodes 100 amino acids. The record is from RefSeq and is a predicted model, not a curated record. Gene Ontology annotation, biological process: mitochondrial respiratory chain complex II assembly. Lineage: Eukaryota; Viridiplantae; Streptophyta; Magnoliopsida; Solanales; Solanaceae. Gene Ontology annotation, cellular component: mitochondrion.
GAAUCCGUCCCUGCUCGUCCUGAAGAUGCAAUGGGAGCUUCCAGUGGACCAAGGCGGCUAUCUGGUAUGCAGAAGCAAGCACUUGCUCUAUAUAGAGGAUUCUUAAGAGCAGCCCGCUCCAAGCCUGCUGAAGAGAGGAGGCAAAUUGAGUCAGUUGUAUCCAGUGAAUUCCGCAAAAAUUCCAAGCAAGUUGAUCGUAAGAAUUUUAUUUAUAUCGAGUACUUACUUCGUCGUGGUAACAAACAACUUGAUCAACUCAAAAGCCCUGAUACAGUUGGAUUGUCAUCAUUAAGUGUUGAUUCUUCUUCACAAACAACAGGUUCAUCCUCCUAGAUUUUGUAAAGAAACCACUCCUUUUUCAACUUUUACAGGAGUUGGUUGAUUAUAACAUCUCUUUUACUGGGAUUAUCGUAGGGUAUUACUACUAGGAUUCAGAAACAUUUAUAUGGCGUUAAAGGGGAUUUUCAUCGAGGCUCGAGAGAUGGAAUAAAUUACAUUUACUUUUCUUCAAUAAAAAUUCAAGCUCGACUUGAUAGUGUAAAAAUUCUUUAG